Molecule: messenger RNA, 750 nt
Organism: Episyrphus balteatus (marmalade hoverfly)
Lineage: Eukaryota; Metazoa; Arthropoda; Insecta; Diptera; Syrphidae
Exons: 2
Coding region: 65-655 (196 amino acids)
Source: RefSeq, a predicted model, not a curated record
GGCAUAAACUAUUUUCUAGUUCAUUCAUAUUGGUUCUCUCUAAAUCGUCUAUCAAGAAAACAAAAUGAUAACUUCUAGCUUAAAAUUCACAUCCACUGUCGGACUUUUGUUCCUCGCUGUUUCAUUUGCUAGUGCAAAUUCACCCUUAUCCUGUAUCACUUGUGAAGGAAUCGGUUGUCUAAGAACUUCGUUGACCAAAAAAGAAACUUGUAUUGAUCCUUUGGAUAUCUGUGUGACAGUCUUUGAUGGAUUUCAAGUCGUAAGAAAGGGUUGUUCCCUUUCGGUACCAAUAGAAUUGCGUAAAAAAUGCAACACACCCAAUGGAAUUGAAUGUCACAAAUGCAAUCAAGACAAUUGCAAUACUUGGGGACGUGAUGACUAUCGUUGUGUUGAAUGUGAUUCAUCUAGAAAUGCUGAUUGUAAGAACAAUCCUUCGGCUAUUGCACCUACCCGUUGUGCAUCACCAACUUCACCAAAUUCAUAUUGUUAUGCCCGUAUUGAGAGCUCUAAGACAACACGUGGAUGUUCGUUGAGUGUUAAGGAUCAACAAGAAUGCUUUAAGAGUGCCAAUUGCAUGUUAUGUUUGGCUGGAGAUGUUAAAGCUUGUAAUGCUGUCAAUUUCACACCAGGCUCAGCUAGGGCUUUUCUAAUUUAAAAUGUUGUGUUUUCAUUGUAAAAGUAGUUUAAAAAAUUUAUAAAUUGAAUUGAAAGGGUGUAGUUUUGAUCUUGAAAAUAAAGAUUUAUAAUUGA